Limulus polyphemus (Atlantic horseshoe crab) is the source of this 1449-nucleotide messenger RNA. Its product is annotated as solute carrier organic anion transporter family member 4A1-like. The record is from RefSeq and is a predicted model, not a curated record. The annotation marks the transcript as partial. Lineage: Eukaryota; Metazoa; Arthropoda; Merostomata; Xiphosura; Limulidae. The transcript has 3 exons. Gene Ontology annotation, cellular component: membrane. Gene Ontology annotation, biological process: transmembrane transport; sodium-independent organic anion transport.
UCAUCCAUGAAGUAUAAAGAAGGUACAGGUGGCGCUCAUUGUCUCCAAACAUGAAGACCGAGAGCAAAAACGACCCUGAAAAUGAAGGUGUUAGGCCCACGAGUCCAGAAGGGAAGAGUAAGAAGUUAAACGGUGAAAUUGUCAACGGUGGACACAAACUAUCAGCUGUUCAUCAUGAAGAAAGCAACGUCAAACUUCUUCAGGCCUUUAGCGACCCUGGUGGCGCUAGAGAGGAACUAAACUGCGAAGAGUUAGAGAAGUACUACUGUGAACUUUGGUCUUGUCGACCGAAAUGGCUCCAGCCUUUCGCCAAUAAGAAAGUGUUCCUAGUGGUAUUUUGUCUAACUAGUGUGCUCCAAGGAAUGUACUACACAUACUUUGUCAGUGUUCUGACUACAAUAGAAAAACUUUACCAAAUUCAAAGUAAAACGGCCGGUAUUGUCAUGUCAGCCACAGAGAGUGGACAGAUAGGUGGCGCUUUAUUGUUAACCUAUUAUGGCGGACUAGGGCACCGACCACGAUGGAUAGCUGGUGGGACGCUGUUGUGCGCACUUGCUUGUUUCUUGUGUUCGAUUCCUCACUUUCUGUUCAAUGAAGAUUUCUUGUUCUCAACAUCUCCGAGAAACGGCGUUAAUAGCACUUCACCAUUUCGUUAUGAGUUGUGCCACGGAACGUUUCCACCCACUUACCAUUCGUCGACUAAAUCCCCUUUCUGGGAAGAUUCCCCCAUUUACGAAGCCAUUAACGCUUCGAAUUUCACUAUGUCACCCAAUAACUCCAUCAACCGAAACGCUCAGUCUCCAAGCAGCAACGUUUCCUAUCCACUUUCUCAAGCGGAACCUUACUGGAAUCAUAGAGGGAGCCACUGUGAUUCUUCUUAUACGCCGGCCCAGUAUAAAAAGGUCACCAACACAGUUCUUGCCAUUUUCUUUAUGAGUCUUCUGUUUAUUGGUAUUGGUGCCAUGGCGGUAUACACUCUAGGAAUCCCUUACAUAGACGACAAUGUAGCAACUAAGGAGUCUCCCCUGUACUUUGAAAAUCCGACUCAGCUGACCUCGGAUGACCCUCAGUGGUUGGGAGCCUGGUGGUUAGGAGUGUUUCUAGUGGGGGCAGCACUCAUUCUAGUUGCUUGUCCAAUGGCUGCCUUCCCGCGAAACCUUCCUCAGACUCCUUCCUACACUAAUGUCCAGGUAGCAAUUGUGCAGUCCAAUAGCACUAUGUCAGAGAAUCAACCACAGUGGAUUGACAGCCACGUACCCCACUCAAGCACAUCUAGUGCAAGAUCUUUUACACGAGCUAUGAGACGGUUGCUAAGGAACGACAUCCUCUUGUGUCGAACGGCGAGCAGUGUUCUCCAUAUUCUACCCAUUGCUGGCCACUACACUUUCCUUCCAAAGUAUCUGGAAAGUCAGUUUCAGGUGAAUCCUGCUAAAGCCAACACAAUUUCUG